Messenger RNA from Poeciliopsis prolifica (blackstripe livebearer), 3478 nucleotides. It is a transcript of the gene rnf5, whose product is annotated as ring finger protein 5. Gene Ontology annotation, cellular component: endoplasmic reticulum. Lineage: Eukaryota; Metazoa; Chordata; Actinopteri; Cyprinodontiformes; Poeciliidae. The coding region runs from base 215 to 853 and encodes 212 amino acids. The transcript has 6 exons. Gene Ontology annotation, biological process: ubiquitin-dependent protein catabolic process. Gene Ontology annotation, molecular function: metal ion binding; ubiquitin-like protein conjugating enzyme binding; ubiquitin protein ligase activity. The record is from RefSeq and is a predicted model, not a curated record.
GCAGGGUUAGCCCCGCCCCCUGUGUUUUCCUUCCGGAAACAGACGCCCUGAUGAAGGCAGCAGUCCGGUAGCGGCUGCGGCUCCGCACGGUUCCUGGUCGGCACUCACCUCUGACUCGCAGCUCCACUUCGGUUCGGGUCGGGAACCCCGUUGACGUGGCUUUGACUCUGGCUCGGUGCGCUCAUUUCCCUUUAGCUCUUUAGCGGCUAACAUCAUGGCGGCCACGGAUCCACGCUUCUCGAGUAACGGCGGGCCGGCCAGCAGAGCAGGAUUCCCCGCGGGGGAGAGCAGCAGCGACCGCGGCGGGCCGGGCGGCAGCGGCGGAGGCGGCGGCGCAGAGAGCGAGCGCGAUCGGGCCACCUUCGAGUGCAACAUCUGCUUGGACACUGCCAGGGACGCGGUCAUCAGUAUGUGCGGCCACUUGUUCUGCUGGCCCUGCCUUCAUCAAUGGUUGGAGACGCGGCCCAGCAGGCAGCAGUGUCCCGUCUGCAAGGCGGGCAUCAGCAGGGAGAAAGUCAUCCCGCUGUACGGCAGAGGGAGCUCCAGCCAGGAGGACCCCAGGUUGAAAACGCCGCCUCGGCCUCAGGGACAGAGAACCGAGCCUGAAAGCAGAGGAGGGAUGUUCCCCGGUUUUGGAGAAACGGGCUUCCACAUGUCUUUCGGGAUCGGCGCGUUCCCCUUCGGCUUUUUCACCACAGUCUUCAACGCCAACGACCCCUUCCACAGAGCAGACCCGUAUGUAGGGGAUCACCAAGCCAACGGUAACCUUAACAACGGCAACAACAACAACUGGCAGGACUCCCUCUUCCUGUUCGUCGCCAUCAUCUUCUUCUUCUGGCUACUGAGUGUCUGAUGACGACGACAAUAUAGAAAUAAAAACAAGACUGGAGACACUAGAGCGCACGCACACACACACACACACGCACAUACGCUCACACACACUCGCUCACACACACACACACUCACACACACGCACACACACACACACACACACACACACGCACACACACACUCGCUCACACACACACACACACACACACACACACACACACACCCACACACUCACACACACACGAUUUUCAUUAUGUAACUUGAGAAAAAGCUGCUGAGAGUGAAGAAAUACAGGUUUUGUCCUCCACUCCACACUGACACACACUGACACACACAAACACACACAGACACACACUGACACACACAAACACACACUGACACACACAAACACACACUGACACACACUGCUGUGUGUUUGUAAAAACACAAAGUCUUACCAAGUAUUUUUGUCUAAUUUCUUAUGCAGCUAGCAUUAGAAAGAUGAGACACUAUAACUUACAAGCAACUUUUCAGCAAGACAUAGGAGUUUGAUUUAAGUCAAUAAUUCCUUGAUAGUGAUGAAGGAAGAGUUGUAGUAGCAGAUUAUUUAAUUUAUUACAUGGGAAAAUGUAUAUCUGAAAUAAUCUGCCAGUGGAACAAAACAUUUUACACACAUAGCAAAAGACAAAGCUUAUGAUAUGGGAAAUAUUAAAAUUAAACCAAAAAUAUUUGGUAACAUUUUGUGUGACAACUUCUGCCUAAACACUGUAAAAACACAAAAUUGCACCAACUAUUUCUGGUCCACUUUUUAAUGCUAAUAUAUUUAUACACUUGAAACAAGACACAACUACCAAGUAACUUCUUUUGCACAACACAAGAGCUUAUUUUAUGUGAAUAAUUUCUUAAUAUUUAUGAAAAAGUACAACUUCCUCUGCCAGAUUAUUUCACUUAUAAACUGAAAAAUGUUUUAAGUGGAAAUUGACAUAAAACAAGUUCUGAUUCCUUCCUAAAAAGUGACUUUAACUUAGUUUUGUCUUAUUUCAAGUGUACUGAGAUAUUUGGUGUAUAAAAUAGAUUUUAAGUACUUGGUCAUAUUUUGUGUUUUUGCAGUGAAUGCAACAAAAUAAAUCACAAUCCAGAGCAGGAGUCAGCAACCUUACUUUAUUUAAUUUUUUUACUCUGCUAUUUACCAUUUCUGGUCGAAGCAAAAGCCACAGGUUGCUGACCUCUGACCCCCAGUAAUCUAGGGCCACCUCUGUAGUUGUCAGCACAGUUUAGUGACAGUAUUAAAAGCUUUUGUCAGGACGGGUGAAUCUUCCUCCUGGUUUCUAGAAAAACUGUUUAUUUACGUUUGUCUGAAACUGCCAUUACACUGUGAGGUCACCUGUGGAUGGAGCUGUCCUUAAGGUCUGCUGUCUUUUUCCCAGAAUGCAACACAAUCUUAUGUCAGAACGGAUCCAUAGAAAUCUUAAAGGUGCCACUCACUGGACUCUUCCUCAAUAAAUGAGUCCUUUGGACUUUUCCCCCUGAAACGGAGCGAUUAUGAAACACUUAUGUCACAGUUGACUUGUUUUACCUGUGUGUGUGUACAUAAUAUAUUUGUAUAUAUGAAUAUUGUAAAUGCUGUUUCUGUGUGUUUCUGACACGUGAACGUCUCAUGAUUCUGUUUCUCAUUAAAACAAAAAAACAGAUCUUCCCUAUUGAUGUGAAGAAGUGAACUUUCCCUUUUUCCUGGACAAAUAGACAAAAAGUGUAAAAAAAUAAAUAAAAAAUAAGCCCAAUCUUUAUAGUGAUCAAUAUUUUACAGCCAAUACCAAUCUCAUGUUGUUUUUAAAGGUGCUUCUGGUUUCAUUUUUUUUUUAAAAUGGAAAUUAAAUACUUUAUUUACCCCACAGGGAACUUAAAAAAUUGUAGGAAAUGAUUUUGAACAUGACAAUAAAGAAGCAAAAUAUGAAUAAAAUCUUACCAAUUAUCUCUGGUCCAGUUUCUAGAGUAAAUAGUUUGGUAUGUUUGAAAUAAAACUAACUUUCAAGUAACAUCUCAGCAAGAAAUGAAUUUAUUUUUAGUCAAUAAUGAAUUAAUACUGAUUUUAAAGACAGUUUCAGUUCACAAGAUGUUUUAAUCCAAGUUAAAUAAUCUGCCAGUGGAGCCUGUUCACCGUGUUGAGUCCAAAUAAACUGGCCCAGCAGAGUUCCAGGACUCCUCAAACAAACGAUUUUGCUAAAAAGUCUCUUGUAAAGUUUUGUCUUAUUUCAAAUGUACUAAGAUAUUUGGACUAGAAACUAGACAAUAUGGGUAAGGUUUUGUGUUUUUGCAGUGUAAAUCUUUGUCUGACUUUAAUUCAGCUCAAAAAAAGUCAGAGUUCUGAGUUUCAGUGCACUUAAUAGUAUUAGUAUUGGACCCGCCGGUUAGGGGAACAAACUGGCCAACCUGAGGGUGAGACUCUGGUUGCAGUUUUCUAACCUGCUGGGUCUGGAGUUUGUUUAAACCAUGAAUCAAGUCUUCUACGUUCCCACCGGGGUCAGAAAAGACACUGAAGGUCAUCUGAAGGACAGGCUGUUCUUGUCUUGCGUAUUUGUCCGUCGGAGCGACUCUUUGUACUGAUGGCUAACGGAGACUGUUGUGGAAAAACCAAAUGUUCUUGGAGAUUAAAGCUGAUUGAAAUGUU